AUGGAUGACUUUCUGAUCAAGUUGAAAAAAAUUUCUGAGCAGUAUAAUAACCUAUUACUGGAAAAAAAGAUAAUAGACAAACGAAUUGGAAACGUGGAAGAAAAUAUAAAUAAAUAUGAAGAAAUCAAAGAGAAAUCGUUGAAAGAUGUGGAACUGAAAAAAAAUCAAUUGUUGAAAAAUAAAAAUAAACACAUGAUCAUGUGUCAAAAAAUGGAACAAUUGAAUAGUAAGCUGAACGAAAUACUUAUAAGAAAACAAAACAUAGAUGAUGAUGAAGAAAAAAAAGUAAUAAAAAAGCAAAUAAAUACAAUUAACAACACAUAUAUUUUACUAAACAAUGUUCAGAAGCUAAAUGAUGCAAUACUUAAAGAUGAUGGUCAUAAUUAUUAUAAAUUAAUUAUGGAAAAAAUAUAUACUAACAGUUUUAGUAAUAAAAAAACGCUAAACAUACUAAACACUUUCUUACGUAAAAGCAAAGCAAAUAUGCAGGACAAAGAUAGUGAAGAAAACAAUAAAUGCACAAAAUAUUUUAAAAUUAUUCAAACAAAUGAAAUAAUUCAAAAACUGCUAAUCCUCUUUUCAUAUGAUCAUACAACUUUAACAAUAGAUAAACAACAAUUCUUAUUUGUCCUCCUUAUGAACAUUUUAAGAAAAAUUGUGUACCUGAACAAAAAUUUCAUUACUCCUGAUAGCUCCUCCUCUAGUAGCAGCAACAAAGUUAUUUAUAAUUUUUUGUACAAUAAUUAUAUACUGCUUCUAUGA
Plasmodium gonderi is the source of this 762-nucleotide messenger RNA. RefSeq lists its product as hypothetical. The record is from RefSeq and is a predicted model, not a curated record. NCBI's taxonomy places the organism in Eukaryota, Apicomplexa, Aconoidasida, Haemosporida, Plasmodiidae. The coding region runs from base 1 to 762 and encodes 253 amino acids. The transcript has a single exon.